This is a messenger RNA of Podarcis lilfordi (Lilford's wall lizard), 300 nucleotides long. Lineage: Eukaryota; Metazoa; Chordata; Lepidosauria; Squamata; Lacertidae. The record is from the annotation of a GenBank genome assembly.
AAUCUCAACCAGAAUCCAAGGACACUCCUACCAAAAUUUUAUGGACUGUAUUGUGUUCAGUCGGGAGGUAUUAAUAUCAGGAUAAUUGUGAUGAACAAUGUUCUGCCUCGAUCACUGAAAAUGCAUUUCAACUAUGACUUGAAAGGCUCCACGUACAAAAGGAGGGCAUCCAGGAAAGAGCGAGAGAAGUCCAACCCCACCUUUAAAGACUUGGAUUUUCUUCAAGACAUGCAUGAAGGAUUAUAUUUUGACUCGGAGACUUAUAGUGCACUCAUGAAAACGCUACAGAGGGAUUGUCGA